AUGGGGAACGCGAGCGCCAGGGCGGUGGAGAACGGCCACGCGGCGGCGCCGAUGGAGCAGGUGGCCGUGGCCCCCGUCGGCGGGAGCUCCGCGGAGGCCGCGGCGCCGCCGGACGCCGUGAUGCGGGAGCUCCCUCCUCCGGUCCCCUACGUCUUCGCGCCGCAGGUUCCAGUAGCUCCGAUGCAGAUACCGAAUGAAUUUUCACCUGCUUUUAACCAUUCAUGGAUGAAUGGCUCGGAUGAAUCCACCAACAAUAACCCCCCGGAGGUUGAAAUUCCAACUUUGAUUACAUGGAGUCAAGGAGGAAACGAGGUGUUUGUGGAAGGAUCAUGGGAUAACUGGACAUCAAGGAAGGUGUUAGAGAGGUCUGGGAAAGAUCACGCCGUGUUGUUGGUUCUGCCAUCUGGAAUAUAUCAUUACAGGAUGAUUGUUGAUGGGGUGCCGAGAUAUGUGUCCGAACUACCUCAUGUGACUGAUGAAAGAGGGCAGGUGGCCAACCUCCUUGAUGUCCAUGAGUAUAUCCCAGAUAGUCUUGACAGCGUGGCGGAGUUCGACGCGCCCCCAUCGCCUGAGCACAGCUACAACAUGGAGUUCCCAACCGAUGAGGAGCUUACCAAGCAGGAUCCGCCCGCUCUUCCACCUCAGCUUCUCAUGACUGCCCUUGGUGGCAUCGAUCACUCCGACGAACUCGCUCCAAAGCCGAAGCCGCAGCAUGUCGUCCUCAACCAUCUGUUCAUCGAGAAAGGGUGGGGGGCGCAGUCUCUGCUCGCCCUCGGACUCACCCACCGGUUCCAGUCGAAGUACGUGAACUUCGUGCUCUACAAACUGCUGGUGAGGAGGUGA
Molecule: messenger RNA, 843 nt
Organism: Triticum turgidum subsp. durum (durum wheat)
Lineage: Eukaryota; Viridiplantae; Streptophyta; Magnoliopsida; Poales; Poaceae
Source: the annotation of a GenBank genome assembly